AUGUUCUGGGACGCUUUUACCCACAACAUGUCCAACGCCGAGUGGUUCGGUGAGCUGUCCGUGUGGCUCCUCAUUUUCCUCGUCCUUCGCUACGGCGUCGCCAUCCACCGGAUUCCCAACCCAGAUCGCCAGCGUGGAGUCAACGUCCGCCGAGUGGAUGGCGUGAUCCAGCUCGAUCUCAUGUGCCGACGCCCCCCUGACCAACGAUGUCGCCAAACACUAUCCCGCGAGCCACAGCCUUCGGUUUCUCUUUGCGCCGACUGA
This is a messenger RNA of Fusarium mangiferae, 264 nucleotides long. RefSeq lists its product as uncharacterized. The record is from RefSeq and is a predicted model, not a curated record. Lineage: Eukaryota; Fungi; Ascomycota; Sordariomycetes; Hypocreales; Nectriaceae. Bases 1 to 264 code for a protein of 87 amino acids. The transcript has 2 exons.